Penicillium mononematosum is the source of this 1860-nucleotide messenger RNA. RefSeq names its product pentatricopeptide repeat protein. Gene Ontology annotation, molecular function: protein binding. The record is from RefSeq and is a predicted model, not a curated record. NCBI's taxonomy places the organism in Eukaryota, Fungi, Ascomycota, Eurotiomycetes, Eurotiales, Aspergillaceae. Bases 1 to 1860 code for a protein of 619 amino acids. The transcript is spliced from 2 exons.
AUGUCGCGGCGGGCAUUGGUCCUCGAUGGGCUAUGGUACUCUCUGUGUCCGUCAUUUACAGCCCUGAGCCUCAGUCGAUCCACAUCAUUCCCCAAACCCAAGGGACGAAACCCGAGACUAUAUCCGCUACCUUCGAUUUCGAGCCCGAGCUCGGGUUCGCGCCGAUGCUACAACACCUCAGGCGGCGAUAGUUACAAAGUCCCAUAUAAUGCGGCAUACCAUAAUGAUCGGAGCGAAGCACGGGAGCCACGCGAGAAUGAAUAUCGCGAUGCUCACCUCUCUCCAGAUCCAACAUACAGGCCACCCACACGACGAAAAGGCCCGCUAUACACACGAACGCAUAAGGUGCAAGACGACCUCCUAGGAAAAACGAAUGAAGGUCUAGAAUCCCGAUUGCAAUAUGCAAUGGACAACAAGCCGAACAUUCGACACAUAACGCAGAUCCUGCGGCUGCUCAUUCGCGACCGUCAUGUCCAGCCGAAUGCUCGCCACUACAAGGCAUUGAUCCUCGCAAAUACCGAUAAUGAGAGGGGCUCGCCGCAGCUUGUGCGCGGUCUGUUGGAGGAAAUGGAGAAUAAUGGCAUCACCGCGGACUCUGGUACUCUCCACGGUGCAUUGCAGGUCCUCGCUGUACAUCCGGACUAUCUCCUGCGACAGGAAAUCCUCAACAAGCUCCGAGACCGGUGGCUCACGCUGAGCCCAGCUGGGUGGCAUUUUGUGGCGGCUGGUCUUCUCCGCGAGAACCAGAUUGAGCUCGCGCUCGAGCACGUUGCAUUGAUGGAGCGCAAGGAUAUAUUUGUGGAAAACUGGCUACACAGUAUAAUUGUCUACACGCUCUGCGACCAUGGAGAGUUGGACGAGGUGUACAACGUGAUGCGUGCGCGAGUCGACCAGGGCCAUGACAUGACUUAUCGUCUUUGGAUGCACGUGUUGACCGAGGCAGGGAAGCAAGGCCAUUAUCCCAUGGCACACUACGUGUGGCGGCGGAUGGUUGAACUGGGCUACAUGCAUCCGCUCGUUGAAGUCUGCGAUGACGUUUUGAAAAUGGCUGCAAAUGCUGGUGAUACAGAGAUGGCGAGCUCUGUGUUCCGUUACCUCCGUGAGAGCGGGAUCCCGCUCGAGCGCACACAGUAUGAAAGACUUGUCGAGACGCACGUGGCGGCGGGUGAUCUACCCGCUGCAUUUGAAGCGCUUUGCACCAUGCACGAAGCUCAGAUUCCUCUGGCGGAUAGCUCAACGGAGCGUAUCCUUGCGCACAUGAUACAGAGUAAAGUUGAUCGUCGGGAGGCGUGGCAGAUUCUCAAGCGAUUGAAGAACGCGAAACGAACUAUUCCCAUCGACGCUGUCCGUGUUAUUGCAGAUCUCUGUGAACACGAUGCCCAUGACGAUCCGUCCGUGGUGGAUGACGGCGUUGGGUUCUACAAGGAGCUCUAUACAUUAUGUCCCGAAGGCGCUGACGUGCGAGUGUACAAUGCUCUAAUUCGGAUGUGCCGAACGGCCCGCAACCGCGAAUCGGGCAUGUUCCUGGUGAAAGAGAUGGCAUCACUUGGGGUGGUACCGAACGGUGUUACCUUCGAGUCUAUUAUCCUGAUGUGCUUGGAUGCGGGAAAUUUCCGGUCCGGUUUCAUGUACUUCCAGGACCUGAUGAAGCGGGACGCUAGACUCAGCCCUGAAACGCAAGUGGAAAUCCGUGAGAUCUGCGCCGGGUCUGUGGACGAGUUUGCGAUGCGACUGCAGUACCACCCUUUCAUUCGAGACGAUGUGAGAAAGCUGGAUGAGGAGCUGCAGCAGAAACAGAAGGAAAAGGAAGCGAACGAAAAAGCUGGUCGCCACCCUGUACCCCGGCGGUUCGUCGCCUGA